Messenger RNA from Pelagomonas calceolata, 405 nucleotides. NCBI's taxonomy places the organism in Eukaryota, Pelagophyceae, Pelagomonadales, Pelagomonadaceae. The record is from the annotation of a GenBank genome assembly.
AUGGCUCGAGACGUGUAUCUUGGGAACGUGAAGCUCUUCGGUAAACAUCAUAGAGAUACCCUCUUUGAAGCCAACAACUACGCGUGGGCGCUCGUCGAUAUUAGUCGGUUCGAAGAAGCCAAGUCUCUGCUGCGUAAAACGGUGCCCGUGGCGCGACGCGUUCUCGGCGAGGGUCAUAGAGUCACACUCAAGUUGAGGUGGGUUUCCGCGAAGGCGCUCUUCCUGGACACCGACGCCACGCUCGACGGUCUCCGCGAGGCCGUAUCGACACUCGAGGAUGUGUCACCGACCGCGCGGCGCCUGCUCGGCGGCGCUCACCCCACCGCAAAGGCGAUUGAGGAGGAUUUGCGAGACGCGCGCACAGUGCUCCGCGCCCGCGAGGCGCCGUCGACGGGGAGUGCGUAA